This is a messenger RNA of Lindgomyces ingoldianus, 2584 nucleotides long. RefSeq lists its product as uncharacterized. The record is from RefSeq and is a predicted model, not a curated record. Bases 245 to 2107 code for a protein of 620 amino acids. Gene Ontology annotation, cellular component: transcription factor TFIID complex. Gene Ontology annotation, biological process: DNA-templated transcription initiation. The transcript is spliced from 3 exons. Lineage: Eukaryota; Fungi; Ascomycota; Dothideomycetes; Pleosporales; Lindgomycetaceae.
GAAACCGCCUCCCACCGCAGACCCCAUCGCCGCUUCCCUUUCCACGUCCAUCUCGAUCUAGCCCCAAUCGCCCUGUCACGGUCGCCCAUUCUGGCAGCCUCGACCCGUCCAUGACACCCCAAUAGGCCGCGCGAGAGCCUGAGCAGCUCCCUCCUCCUCCCUCUUCCCUCCUCCCUCGUCCCUGCUACCUCCUAGCCCAGACACCGUCGCCCUCUCCGCGCUCUUGUCUCUCUUCGCUUCCACCAUGGCGCACCCAUACCAGACCCAGUAUGCCCAGCAGAUGAGCAGCCUGCCACCGGUGCAGACACAACAGCAACCCCAGCGCACCUACUCCCCCUCCCCGUACCAGCAUUCGCCAGGUGCUAUGUCGCCAAAUAUGGGCGGUAUGCCGCCAAACAAGCGACAGCGCCUCUCCCCAAAUCCGCCUUCGCCGUACCCUUCACCGUAUCCCCAGUCGCCUUAUGCUACCUCCCCGCCCCCCGGCCAAUACUUGUCCCACCCCGGAACCCCCGCCCAUGUCCAGCCUCAGCAGUCCUUCCACCAACCUCAGCCUUACCAGCAGGCGAAUAACAUGGAUCCAAGACCCAUUCACGGCUCUAUGCCGCCGCCAAGGGUCCCCUACAGCAAGUCACAGGAUACUGCAGAGCUGGAGAAGGCGAACCCGCGGGACAUGGACGUCAAUAAUAUCAGUGACGUCCUGACCGGGUCUGGUAUCGAUCUCCGCGCCGAGGAGGAAAAUCUGCUUGGUCACCGGUCAUACGGGAACUCGUUCAAUUCGCAGACUUCCUCCACGAUUUCGCCGCAUGGGAGUUUCAACCAGUGGUCACAACAGGCAGCGGGUCAUGGCGCGUUCCAAGGAACAGGACCAUUGAGCCAGCCCGUGUCACAGGAGGAGCAGGAAGCAGAACUUAGGCAGAAGCACGAACGCGCUGCUAGGGCGCUCGCCGAACAAACCCAGUCGCCCCUUAAUGACCCUUUCCUCCAAGCAAAUGUCGUCCGCCGGAAGGUUGCUGACAGGGCAUACGAACACGGUAUCAGCGUCAAUCUGGAAGGUCUCUUCGACAAAAUUCCGCAAGCUCCGCAAAACGUGACGAGAACCACAAUGCAAGGCGCAAACGGAGAAUCUAUUACAAGGCUGGAGGCUGACAGCCUUCUGAACAGAGAGGCCAGCUUUGUUGAAGUUCUCACGCUGCUUACACUGGCUGCUGAGGAGCGCAUACGGACCGUCUUAGAAGACGCAACUGCCUUGAGCAGAGGCCGCCAGAGCACCUCUCAUGGUGUCGUACCUCCUAACCUAGUCGAGAUUGCCGCCACAAAUGGAGAUGUCAAGCCGACUACUGCAGUCCCAAACAAUCUAUCCAAGACUACGUGGGAGGCUCCAGAUAGUGCCGUCAGCCCUAUGACUGUCCUGAAGCACCCGAAUACAGCCCGAUUACCCACCCCACCGACUGACGCGCCCCCGACACCGCUGCCUACGGUUGCUUUCACCAAUCACGUCGCAGCCGGGCUAAAGCGGAGAGCAGCCGAAGACAGAAAGUUCGAAGAAGAGCGGAUUGCCAGGCGGCAAAAACGUCUACGGGCAUCCACCUCGACACCCGCAGAGGCGGCACCACCACCGACCCUCACCAUCCCCGAAAAGAUGACCAAGAAGGAACGAGAUCGCAUAGCCAAGAUCGGCCAAACAGAAGAAGUGCUCCAUCGCAAAGCCAAUGAAACCGCCAGCAUGGCUCUCGGAUUUGGCAAAAAGAAAUAUUCCUGGAUGACAGGCGGAGGAGGCGGAGGGGGAGGAGGCGGGCUUGGCUCCGGCACUUCAACACCCCGUCUCAACACCUCUGUUGGCGGCGCAAGUGGCACAGCUACCCCGGCUCCGCAACCGCAAGGCAUUGAUCGCGGUCUUAUUGCAAGGAAACGCACUUUUGGAGAUGCGUUUGAGCAGGGACCGAUCGGGAAAGGCAUCCAGAUGCGCGAUGUCAUACACGUGCUCGAGCUUGAUGGAAAGGAGAAGAAGACGCUCGUGCAGAUCAAGGCGAGGUUGAAGAACACGGAGAAUGAAAAUGAGCCCAGCAGGGAUAGGAGUCGGCCUUCGAUAUCGGCGGGGCCGCGUUGAAGAGCUAAGUUUCCCCAAACCUGCACCCUACAUCAUUGAAGAAGGUGGUGGAGUUGUUGGUUCCACAUUUAGGUUUUUCACAAACUUUCAACCCCAUCCCCAUACCCAUACCCAUACCCACAAGCUGAGAGUGCAGGCGGGCUUCAUUCAACCCGACCUCCCAAGCACGUCUUUGUGGGUUUUCUUGUACUUUUUUUUCCCUUUCCUUCUUCUAUCACCUUUACAUCAGCGGCGGCGUUCUUCACGGCGUGCGUAGGUGCUGGAAAUUGCAUCUUAACCAUCUGAUUCAUCCGGGAUUUUUCUAUGGGAGGAAUGGAUCUUUUUCUGGACUUUUGUGUUAAAAGAAAAUGACGAUGGAUUUAAACAGGGAUCGGUGAUGCUGUAGCUGAUAAUCGCUUUGAUGGAACAGAGUGGCAGAAGUAACUACUGGUUUCUUCGAAUAGGGGAACAGUUAGAUUGAGGAGGGAAGGAUGAAAG